CCGGAAGUGAACCGAAACAAAAAGGCAGGCGUCGACCCAAACAAGUUCGUGUUCGCUCGGUCUCGUUACAGUGCUGGUCGUCAUGUUGGGGGGAGGUUUCAAGGCAGAGAGGCUCAGAGUCAACCUCCGGCUUGUUAUCAACCGACUCAAACUUUUGGAGAAAAAGAAAACUGAGCUGGCCCAGAAGGCGAGGAAGGAGAUUGCUGACUACCUGUCGUCAGGUAAGGAUGAGCGAGCAAGGAUCCGCGUGGAGCACAUCAUCAGAGAGGACUACUUGGUGGAAGCCAUGGAGAUCCUGGAGCUUUAUUGUGACCUACUGCUGGCACGCUUUGGCCUCAUUCAGUCCAUGAAGGAACUAGACCCUGGUUUACAAGAGGCAGUGUCUACCCUUAUCUGGGCAGCUCCUCGUCUGCAGUCUGAGGUGUCAGAGCUCAAAAUAGUGUCUGACCAGCUGUGUGCAAAAUAUAGCAAAGAGUAUGGCAAGCUAUGCAGGACAAACCAGAUUGGCACAGUCAAUGACAGGCUCAUGCACAAGUUGAGUGUGGAGGCUCCUCCGAAGAUCUUGGUGGAGCGCUACUUGAUAGAAAUAGCAAAGAACUAUAAUGUGCCGUAUGAGCCUGAUGCCAUGGUCAGGCCUGAGGUGUGCCCUGGUGAAGAGGCAGACCUGAUUGACGUUGACAAUGACAUCAAGAAGUCUGGUGGGGGAGGAGGCGGGGGUGGAGGCUUCACAGCUGGUGCUAUGCCCAUGCCCAUGCCAAUGCCCAUGCCUAUGCCUUCAGCUUUUAACUAUCCACCUCCCAAAGGAGCAGAGCCCUUCAACGCCCCUGUCGGGACCUAUAAUAGCUUUAACAACUUUCAGCCUGCCAUUGGAGGAGGGCAGCCCCCUCAGCUGCCCAGUUGCCCCCCGACAUAUGAGUCUAUCGAUGACCUUUCUAUCAAACCCUCUGUUCCCUCCCAGGCAGUAGCUCCUGGCCCUUCAUGUCAGCUGUACGACAACAAUGCCCUCCCAGAGCUCCCCUCUGUUCCCGACACACUUCCCACAUCCUCCUUCGGUGGGAACACUGCCACCUCCGAUGACAUCGACUUUGAUGACCUGUCGCGGCGAUUUGAAGAGCUGAAGAAGAAGACCUAAUUGGAAGCAUCGUGUUCUCCACUUGCUAGCCUGUGUUGUCAACCUCCACAGCCUCAACCAGGAAAUGGAAAAUGUUCAAGGCUCUAAAUCAGAUAUGGAUUGUUCAUCCCCGCUACACAGUGAAGUAAUCUCAGAUCUUAAAUUUACCCCCGUUCAGACAAAUGUGGUUAGCUCAUGAAGGGUGCGGUUGCUCACUCGAAUGCUUUCUUCUACAAAUCGCAUUUCUUUAAAAAUCAGUGAGCACUGCAGUUUUCUCUUAAUAUCGUAUUUCUCACCGCAUACAAUCAAAUGUCUGAAUGGCAAUGUUUUAUACUCGCUCCUUGGAAAUACUGUGUGCCUUUCUAAGGCCGUUCUGAUCCUUUUCCCAUUUGUCUCUGAUGUAUUGUUUGAUGUUAAGCGCUGCAGAAGGCAGUGAGAUCAGAUGAAGAUAUGCAAGGCUUCCUUCUACUUUGUCAUAUGGUGUAAUGCUCCGGUCUGAAUAGAGUCCCACACAAGUCAAACCGGCAUUUCUGCCCUUUCUGCUUUUGUUAGGACGUUGUCAUGCAAGUAGUUUAUUCUCAAGGUUGUGUCUGAGGUGAGGCUGAAAUGGGUGGAGUUUGUCAGCAUGACGACACAGCAAGCCUAGUGGGUGGCGUCAGAUACUUACGGUGCGAUGAAGUCAUAUAUUAUGUGUCUCACAGUCGACUGUGGAAAUUUUGAAACACUCCUGUCCUCAGUGAGGUUCUCGAGCUCCCAAGCUACAUCCGCUGAGAAUCAAGCCGUUUGAUUGACAGGUACAGCACUUGUCACUAACCCUUAACACUAACUGACACGGUGCAUGUGCAACCUCAUUUCUGGACUGAUAGUUACAGUAGCCUAAAUAUUAAUCGAAUGCUCCUGAAAAGUCUUUCUAUGACAUAUCUGUUGGUCUGUUACGGUAGUGGAGAGGCACAAAACCUGGCAAAAUGACGGAUGGAAUGCUGUAAUAUACAAUGACAGACAUAUUUACUGGAAUGAUUGUUUUAAUUGUACAGAAAAAAAAAGAUUUUGGUAGCAAAAAGUUAUUCAAUUAUAUAAUUAAAUCUUUUUUCUCUUCCCUUUUGAAUGACAGUUUUUUACAAAUAUGUGCAUUUCCCCCGCUUUUAUCAUCUAACCCUGUACAUUUGCCCCAAGGGGAGUGCAACACAGCUGCAGACAUGAAAUGGUCUGCAUGGAAGUCAGUCACCCAGUUAGAUUCACGUGAUGUAAAUAUCGCCCCUCACCUACAACCACGACUGCAGGUCUGUUUAAAACUUAGUGUAUGUAUGUAUGUAUGUAUGUAUGUAUGUAUGUAUGUAUGUAUGUAUGUAUGUAUGUAUGUAUGUAUGUAUGUAUGAAAUUUUCACUUGUGACCUCUUGCACAUUUGUCAUAUACAUACAGUAUGUACACGACUGUAUGUGCCUUAGCUACUGUUCCCCACUAGAGGCCUUGCCAUUCUGUUAGGAACACAUGAUCUGUUUAUCUGUCAAGACCACCAGCGUGUCAUCUGCAUAUUAUCUUGCUUAAAGAACACGUGUUAAUUUAUCUGUCUUACCAAGUCUGUUUUUUUUUUAGCAAAGGUUUUUUAUUCAGAUUUCUGGAUUGGUGAUUGAGGAGUUUUUGAUAAAGAAAACUGAUGCUGUGACAGCAAAGUAUUCUCGUGUCAGCCUAUACACUGCUACUUCUCUUAACUGGCCUAUCCCGGCUGGGAAGCGGUCUCAUAUUAAACAACCUGUCUCGGUAAUCUUUGGAGGGCUUGUGGUGGGAUUAGAGGAUUUUAGCCAAUCUGCGUACGCAGUUUCUCGAAAGGUAAUUUUAACGGGAAGGAGAAUCGGUCUCGUGUUUUUGGGACAGACCUGAACUGGUAUUUAUUCCUUGUUUUACUUGCAGGCUAUUCUUUUCUGAGGUCUUUGUUGUGGACUGUUUGAGAAAUGUCAUAUUAAACAUUGAGCAAACAGUAUAUCGAAUAUCUGGUUGCAAAAAUUAGUAUAUAUUUUUUCCUGUCUACUGAAAUUAUGGUUUAAUAAAACACGUUGGAACGUCAA
Messenger RNA from Lampris incognitus (smalleye Pacific opah), 3175 nucleotides. It is a transcript of the gene ist1, whose product is annotated as IST1 factor associated with ESCRT-III. The transcript has 10 exons. The coding region runs from base 83 to 1132 and encodes 349 amino acids. NCBI's taxonomy places the organism in Eukaryota, Metazoa, Chordata, Actinopteri, Lampriformes, Lampridae. The record is from RefSeq and is a predicted model, not a curated record. Gene Ontology annotation, biological process: protein transport.